UUUUUUUUUUCUCUCUUUUCUCUUUUUCCAGUCCUAUUUGUAUAUAACAACUCCAGAAGUCGGGGCCUUUGCGGGCCGAUUUUUUUCGCCACCAGACAGCAACAAAAGUUGGUUAUAUUGUUAAUCUUUCGUCUACGGUCAAUUAAUAUAGGCACAAUCACUGAUGCAACAAUUUUAUCCUUUCUGUCGCAUUUUUGGAUAGUGGAUGAGCUUCAAGCAAAGUAUCGAGGAUUGGUUGGGCCACCAAAUUCCACCAGAACCUAUAUUUUUCAUCAACAAUCUAAGAAUCUCGCCACUCACAAUAUAAAGGAUAUGAACCAGGGCUCCAGUCAAGUACCCAGGUUUCGUCCUAUCGCUCCAAGGUCGAAAUCGGAAUCGUCCGCAGAGUUCAAUCCUGCCGCCCGAACCAGCGAGCAAAGCCACAAAGUUAGAAGGGCCCCGAUCGCUUGCAUGCCCUGCAGGAAGCAUCGAACAAAGUGUAGCACAGAACAACCAUGCGCUGAGUGCAUCGCCCACAACCGCGAGUGCGUCUAUGACCACGCUGCAGACAAGCGUCGCAAAGAGCAUAUUGAACGAAAAGAACAGGUAUUUCAGACGCAGUUGGAUGAAUGCCAGGAUUUUAUCAAGAAACUUUUGACCUGUAUUCGACAUGUCAAUGACGAUCGACUUAACUAUCUUAUUGAAGUCAUUCGCAGCACCGAUGACCGUGAGGUGAUCGAAACCGUUGUGGACAGCCUCAGCAUGGGUAGCCCAGAUCUCGGAAAAGGAGAAGGAGCCGAAGGCUAUCGGUUUGGUGACGAUAUGGGCUUUUAUUGAAACUCAAAUCAGUUGGUUAUGCCUGCCGAUCCAUUAUUUUUGAAGCCUUGUACACCAUUCUGCAAUUCGGGAUUUAAUGAAAUAUCGAUUACUUCUGUGGCGUAUAAAGAUUGUUUGAUUCUGCCAAUCCGUGGACAUUUUUUUUCCCUUGCACCAUCAAUUUGGCCAAUAAUUUAGUGUGAUACCGAUCUAUACCAUUUAUUUUACCCUUAGCCCAAGUUUUAUCCGCCUGGGCAAGAGUCACAGCUAAACACAAAUAAUACUUAGUAUUUUCUGCAAAAAGAAACAGGCCGAGGAUAUAUCGAAACAAGUUCUAGUCGAGCUCUGCAGAAUCUUGG
Molecule: messenger RNA, 1154 nt
Organism: Talaromyces proteolyticus
Lineage: Eukaryota; Fungi; Ascomycota; Eurotiomycetes; Eurotiales; Trichocomaceae
Exons: 2
Coding region: 313-816 (167 amino acids)
Biological process (GO): regulation of DNA-templated transcription
Molecular function (GO): DNA-binding transcription factor activity, RNA polymerase II-specific; zinc ion binding
Source: RefSeq, a predicted model, not a curated record